AUGGCUUUGGAUAAGGAUAAGCUUCAAGAGGAAUCUGUAAUCCGUCGUUUCUACCGGAUUAUUCUUAGUUGGGAUUGCGUUACUUUUCUCAAUGAGAAACAGGAACAUAAUGGAAAAACUAGUUCAGCUUCCAAACUCGUGAAGGUGAAAGAUAAAUACAAAGACGUGGAUGAUUAUAUUAAUACCUAUGAGCCUCUCAUUUUUGAAGAAGCUAAAGCUCAAAUCAUCAGAGGGAUAGAGGAAGAACAAGGAGAAGAGGGGGCUGAUUGGAAGUUUGGGGUGGUAAACAGUUACACUGAGUCAGAUGACUUUCAUUUUCUAGAAUUUCCUUGUGAAUUGGAACAGGGAGAAUCAAUAUCACAGAAUGAUCUGUUACUGAUUUCAAAAGAAAAGUAUGUGGAUGACAAAACUACACACGCAUUUGCUUUGGUGGAAAACGUGCGAAAAUUUUCUGAAGCAAAACUUGUUCGAGUCAGACUCUAUCUAGCUGGAGAAUUCUCACAUUAUAAUACAAAUAAGGUGAAAUCUUCUCCAAGGCUGUUCAAUAUGCGGUCUUAUAUAUGUGAGACAGAGAGGCAAUUGUAUUUUAUGAAGUUGUGCAAUUUAUCUACCAUUGCUCGCGAGUAUGUGGCUAUACAAACGAUAAGCAUUCUCCCUUUCAAGGAUUUAAUAUUAAAUGCCGCUGGAGAGGAUUUUGGUACAGAAACCGAGGGAUGGAAAAUCCCAUCAGCUUUGAAGGAUUAUGUUGAAGGUAGAUUCAAUCAAUAUCAACGUCAGGCUAUAACAGCUGGUCUAUCCUCAAAAGCCUUUGUCCUGAUACAGGGGCCUCCGGGUACUGGGAAGACUCAGACCAUACUUGGGAUUCUAAGUACCAUCUUACAUGCUACUCCCACAAGAGUACAUUCAAAGAGUGGUACCUAUGAGCUAAAGCAAGGGCUGCAAUUACCUAUUGAGGAGCAACAUAGACAUUGGAAAUUGGCGUCUCCAUGGUUACAUAGCAUCAAUCCAAGGGACAGUCUCAUGCCCAAAGACGGGGAUGAUGGUUUUUUCCCAACUACUGGAAAUGAAUUAAAACCUGAAGCUAUUACUUCAACUCGUAAAUAUCGUGUAAGAGUUCUAGUAUGUGCCCCAUCAAAUUCUGCACUUGAUGAGAUUGUGUUGCGGGUUCUCAGUGGAGGUAUCCACGAUGAAAAUGACCGAUCUUAUUGCCCAAAAAUUGUUAGGAUUGGUCUCAAAGCACACCAUUCUAUCAAGGCUGUUUCCCUGGACGAACUUGUGAAAAAAAAACGCGCCAGUGUUAACAAAUCAUCCACUGAUAAGCAGAGUAAUGCUUCUGCAGGAAGCAAUGAAGACAGUAUCAGGGUUGCAAUACUGGAUGAGGCUACAAUUGUCUUUUCCACUCUCAGCUUUAGUGGUUCACAUCUUUUCAGUAAACUUAGUCGGAACUUUGAUGUAGUGAUUAUAGAUGAAGCCGCACAAGCUGUGGAACCUGCAACUCUUGUUCCCUUGGCCAAUCAGUGCAAAAAAGUUUUUCUGGUUGGUGAUCCAGCUCAACUUCCAGCAACUGUAAUUUCAGACAUUGCUAAGAAUCAUGGAUAUGGCACAAGCUUAUUUGAAAGACUGAAGCAUGCUGGUUAUCCCAUUAAAAUGCUGAAGACACAAUAUCGAAUGCAUCCUGAGAUAAGAAGCUUUCCCUCUGAGGAGUUUUAUGAAAACUCAUUGGAAGAUGGGGACGGCGUCAAAUUACAGACAGUACGUGACUGGCACGAGUACCGCUGCUUUGGCCCAUUCUCCUUCUUUGACAUACACGAGGGAGAAGAAUCUAAACCAACUGGGAGUGGUUCAUGGAUAAAUGUUGCGGAAGUUGAUUUUGUCCUACUCUUGUAUAAAAAAUUGGUAACACUUUAUCCGGGGCUCAAGUCAGGCAACCAAGUUGCAAUUAUAUCACCUUACAGUCAACAAGUCAAGCUCUUCCAACAACGUUUUGAAGAGACUUUUGGUGUGUCAGCUGAGAAAGUAGUGGAUAUAUGUACUGUUGAUGGUUGUCAGGGACGUGAAAAAGACGUCGCCAUAUUUUCAUGUGUCAGAGCAAGCAAAGAUAGAGGUAUAGGGUUUCUGGAAGACAUCCGCCGAAUGAAUGUUGGGAUCACUAGAGCGAAGUCUGCAGUGUUGGUGGUUGGGUCUGGCUCAACAUUGAGGAGGAGUGUACAAUGGAACAAGCUUGUGGAAAGUGCAGAGAAAAGGAACUGUUUAUUCAAAGUUUCUAAACCAUAUACUUCAUUCUUAAGUGAUGGAAAUCUUACAUCUAUGAAAGCAAGGGCGGAUAAACCACCUCAGGCAACAUAUGAUGUAGUAAACAACGAUCUGCCAAUUGACAAUUAUGCACAACAGAUUGAUCAAGGGCAACCCGAGGACAAUGAUUAUGGAGAUGCUGAUGCUGACAUGGGUUAUGGAGGUGAUGAUGAUUAG
This is a messenger RNA of Vicia faba (fava bean), 2469 nucleotides long. Lineage: Eukaryota; Viridiplantae; Streptophyta; Magnoliopsida; Fabales; Fabaceae. The record is from the annotation of a GenBank genome assembly.